Molecule: messenger RNA, 1587 nt
Organism: Notodromas monacha
Lineage: Eukaryota; Metazoa; Arthropoda; Ostracoda; Podocopida; Cyprididae
Source: the annotation of a GenBank genome assembly
AUGUUUCCGACUCCGCGCCUGCUGACGAGCGCUUCCUUCUUGCGCCGCUUGUUCCGGUUCCCGUUCAACACCCAACCUGAGCUGGACGAGUCCAAGCUGAAUCCCUGCCAACGGGCAUUGUUGGAAGAACGGUGUUUGCUGGUCACAGAGCGAGAUGCUGUGACUGGAUCGGCGACCAAGCGAGACUGCCAUUUGUGGCAAAACGGGUCGUGUCCCCUGCACCGCGCCUUCUCAGUGUUCCUCUUCAAUGGGAAGGGCGAGAUGCUGGUCCAGCAGCGGGCCAUGACCAAGAUCACGUUCCCGGGAUUUUACUCCAACACCUGUUGUAGUCAUCCACUGGACACACAAGAGGAACUACAGGAGAAGGACUUCAUUGGAGUUCGUCGAGCUGCUGUGAGAAGGUGCGAAUAUGAGUUGGGUAUCCAACUCGACCCGCAAGACCUCACGGUGGUGACAAGAGUACUCUACAAGGCUCCUUCCACCGACGUUUGGGGGGAACACGAAAUCGACUACGUCCUGUUCGCCAGGAAAGACGUUAAAUUAUUACUCAACCCCAACGAGGUUCAGGACUUCAAAUGGAUCCCGCGUGAGAAUUUCCAGGAAUUCCUGGCCAAGUGCGCAUCCAGAGGUAUACCACUAACCCCCUGGUUCCAAAUCGUCGCUGCAAAGUUUCUUCAGCACUGGUGGCAGAAUCUAGACAACCUCAAAGCUGUUCAAGAUCUAGAAAACAUCCACAAGGUGAUAUCCGUGAGCGGAACCGAAGUGGAAGAUUUGGAUGUUCGUUUGCAAAUCCUGAAAAAUCAAGAAUAUCGGCACUGGUGGCAGAAUCUAGACAACCUCAAAGCUGUUCAAGAUCUAGAAAACAUCCACAAGGUGAUAUCCGUGAGCGGAACCGAAGUGGAAGAUAUGGAUGUUCGUUUGCAAAUCCUGAAAAAUCAAGAAUAUCCGAGCCUUGGAAAAAAUGAAAAUAAAAUCGACAACGAAAAAGCACGAACCUUCUUCGGCAUUUUGAAGCCAUUCAACGAGUCGCUUGGUCUGCUCGAGAAACACACUCUUCCCUUUCGGCGAAUGAGCCUCUCGAUACCAGUGCAAAAUAACAUUUUCGCUCAAAACAUCCGUCUUGUACAAGAGCAGCACGAUUUUAUGGAACGUCUUCAUGAAACUCAUGUUAUCGUAGCAAUAUUCUUGAAUCUUGAUGAGCAACGCGAGUUCUGCCUUCGCGUUGUUCCCCGUAAAGUCGGCAAACAUUGGCGCAUAGUGCUUGAGGUGCUUGAAAGCCUGCUCAGCAACAAGUUCCUCCUUUUUGUUCCAUUCCACACUCCCCAUCACGGCAUUCCAGAGAAUCGUCACAACGUCCUUGUCUUCCAAGUUGCACUUGCCCAUCGUGUCCUUGAUGUAGGUAGUGCUCCUGUGGACGUUAACACGCAAGAGAUCAACAUUUGGCCACUCAAAAUCGCGCGUUGCGGAUGCGCCCGAGCUUUACCUGCUGCUCGGAUGAACACACCCCCAGUAGCACAAAGGAAAUACAGACAGAUAACAUUUAUCCCGCAAAAGCCAUCAUCAAACAAACCUGCAGCAAGUUUAUGA